CAUAUGGAUGCAUAUAAAACAAGGAAUAAUUAUAGUGGAACUAAAAUGAUCAAUUUAGUAAUGACAAUGGUGCAUAUAAUUUAUAUAGUAUAAUUUGAAGUAUAGAUGAUUGCUCCAAGACUCAUAUCUACAAUUCACCAGAGAGAACAAGGGGAAAGGGGUUGGGAAAUGGUUAAAUGGGAGAAGAAUAAGAUGCCCUUAUUACAGUUGCAUAUAUUGAAUUUAACAAAUACCUUCUUUUGCUGCUGCACACAUCUUAAAGGAUGCUAGACAAUUCCUACCAUGUUUGGAAAUAUGCCUCAUCUGUCACACACUCAACCACAAGGGAGCACUCUUUCCUUUAAUAGUCUAUAUAUCUCACAUUUCUGCACACAUUCACACACAUACAUGGACAUACACAUCACAUUACAACUUGUCAUAUGCAGUUUAAAUCUGCAAACUUCUAUGAACUGACUGAUGCCAUUAUUUUAGAACAGCGGAAGCUGCAAAAUCUGUCCUCGUGCUUUGGAUUUCAAUAAAGAAAGCCCUUGGCUAUUUUUUUUUUCAGCUGACAGGAGAUCCUCAAUUUAUUGAGGAGAAAGAGGUGGAGCUUUGGCAACUCUUGUCAAAUGCCUGCAAACUUUUCAAGUUAUCCAUCCUUUUGGAGGCAGUCACACAUCCAAGCUUGAAGAAAAGAAACACGGGAACCCUCUCAUUAUCUUUUGAAAUAUGAAGAUCAGAGGAAAACCUGGGUUUAAAGUGUGGAGUGAUGCUCCUAGAAGCCUGCUUAUAAAUUAGAAGGCAUCCUGAUUCACUAAUAACAGACUAAGGAACAGAACUGAUACUUGGAUAGAAGACAGGAAUUUCAUGGUCAUUUUUACUGCCAUGGACCUUAAGCCAAUGCCUACUUCUCCGAUCACCACAAAUUGUGGAGCAGAACAUCUGGCCAAUUGGACCUCACCUUCAAUGGAUAAAUUCCAGAAAGCCUAUUCUGGAAUUUGACUCUGAAUUGCUUCUAAGAUGGGAAGUAAGAAAGAUGAUGGGCUCUUGAACCGGAUCUCAUGUUCAGGACCAGCAUCUCUUGGAAGCAGUCACAUUACCGGUUCUCAUGGUUUACCACUCCGAGAACCAUUUGGCAUCCCUCUUCCUUUUGGACAAACGUACUGGGACCAUCAGCCUUACAAUGGAUAUUCCGGAAGAUUCUCUUAUUUACCCUUUUCUGGGUAUGUGGGAGUUUAUGACUACUCAUUUGAGCCAGCUUUCAUUCGGAAGAGGAAUGAGAGGGAAAGGCAGAGGGUUCGUUGUGUAAACGAAGGCUAUGCACGCCUCAGAGACCAUCUUCCCAAAGAGCUUGCUGAGAAGCGUCUCAGCAAAGUGGAGACUUUGAGAGCUGCCAUCACUUACAUCAAACACCUUCAGAAUUUGCUGGAAUAUCAUCCUUUAGGAACAAAUAAGACGGCCAUUCCAGCUACAGAUGCACCGGGAGUUUCUGGUCCUAGUUUAAGAAGAGAAUGCAACAGUGAUGGAGAAUCUAAAACUUCAUUAGCUUCAUCUCCUUACAGUGAAUUUGAGGAAGUUUGUGGUUAGGAAAACAGUCUAUAGAAAAAAAACCUCAAGACCAUCGA
Molecule: messenger RNA, 1604 nt
Organism: Ahaetulla prasina
Lineage: Eukaryota; Metazoa; Chordata; Lepidosauria; Squamata; Colubridae
Gene: ASCL4
Product: achaete-scute family bHLH transcription factor 4
Exons: 2
Coding region: 1000-1566 (188 amino acids)
Biological process (GO): regulation of transcription by RNA polymerase II; developmental process
Molecular function (GO): RNA polymerase II transcription regulatory region sequence-specific DNA binding; DNA-binding transcription factor activity, RNA polymerase II-specific; protein dimerization activity
Source: RefSeq, a predicted model, not a curated record